Messenger RNA from Spirometra erinaceieuropaei, 15314 nucleotides. The record is from the annotation of a GenBank genome assembly. NCBI's taxonomy places the organism in Eukaryota, Metazoa, Platyhelminthes, Cestoda, Diphyllobothriidea, Diphyllobothriidae.
AUGCUGCGGUGCAUCCUGGCCUACCGCGCCAACCUACACUCCUUUCCUUCGCUCAAUCCCUUCAUGGUACGUUUUGUUUGCCACCUGCAUCCCUCAUCUGAAUUAAGCAUGUGAAGUGGUGUUUCUCUAAUGAAACAAUCUCGCUGGCACCUGGAUCGUCUCAUGGACUAUCUGCCGAUUGUACAGGCCACGGUUAAAACGAUACUGUAACCCGCACACCGACACCAAAAGGGUUUUAGCGAUUAUUUGACGUACGGAUCACGAUGCAAACCUAUGCGUUGGCAGAAAAGUACAAAUGCCCAGUAUCCUGAAUAGGAAAACAUUGAAAUUCAGAGCCUCGUUUCCAGACUUUGUGUGCGUUGACGUCCCCAGCAGUUCGGUGUUAGUGUACGGCCACGGGCGAACCUCUUAUUAACUUCCCGACUUGCUUACUGAGCCAUACUAGAGCAAGUACGCGAGUUGCACACUGGAUGUUGAAGUAAAUAACUAGAACCUUAUGCGCAACGAUUCCGCCGACUAUCAGGCGAUUGUUUGAACAAUUUUCUGAGAGUUGCAAUGGCUUCUACGACUCUUCUUGAGUUUAAGUUUUGCAAAAUUAUUUUCUGGCGAUAUUUCCAGUCACUGAGGGACCCAGAAUAUGCCAUUAGGAAAUUCGGGUAAGUACGAAAUACUAAUAUAAGUGUAUUCUUAGGCAACCGGCUACUACAACAAGGCAAGCAGUUCUCACAUGCUUCGGAUAAGGUUCAUAAAAUUAUUGACAGAAUCACGGCAACAUCCUUUAAACUGGACGAAAACCAUGGCUCUAUGCCGACUGAAAAGUUGGAGGCGGCAGGAAUUUCCAAGGAGAAUUGCUUACAGAACUUCUGUAGGCAAGGUCUUCGUUCUCAAAAAAGUUGGUUUGGUUACUAAUCCCUAAAGUAUAUGCUAUAGCACUAAAACAAGCACUGAUCCUCUGUGCACAGUUUGCGCGACUACUGAGAAAACGAGUUAUAUAAUAGCUACGAAGAACUUAUGUUCGGGCAAAUUAUGUUGGGAGUGCCUACACUCCCAAAAACAAGAGCCAGCCAGUUAGUGGAAGCCACGUGCCUUUUCUCUUCCGCGCUGUCAGCAUAAUCGAUAUGCCUCUCUGUUAGCUGCUAUCCUCGAGCCUUAUCGGUCCAUGUUUUCGAACUAUCGACCAACUCGUCCAUAAUGUUCUUUCCGAAAUUAAGCACUUGGAAGUGUUCACGGAAAAUGUGACGACAUCGUGUAAGAGAUUCUCGCCGAAUCAGAUGUUUGGCCAUGUCACACAAAUCGGCUUAGACAUACGGACGUGCCAUGUACAGACUCGAAUCUACCUUUUAAACGGCUAUUGGACACGUCCGAUUCGUAAAAACCAGGGCAAGGACUCACAGUUCCAGCGUUAAGACAAUCUCACUAGUUGCGUAGACGAUCCGACCGAACGCAAACGCACUGUUGAAAGUGUACAUGUGACCACACAUAUCAUUUAACUCAAAAGGGAGAAGUACUGGGACGACGUGUGAGCCGACAGUUCCUACGCUGAGCGCGCUAAGGUUGCGCCAAGCCAGGUUUACCCUAGUAGUUAAAUGAAAUCGGAGUCCGGUCCACAUACUAGCCCUAAAAAACACCAUCGCAUUCAUCGAAUUUCAUUCAGGAUUUUAAAAUUAUCGCAUGUCAUUUUUCGCAUAUGUACGCAGGUGAAAUAGACCAAUGCACUCUUUGUUUGGCCUUUGUUAUUCAGUUCUAAUCCGGGGUUCGAUCGAGGAGAUUUGUCAAACGGGUGGUAAGUAAGGAGGGCGGCAAAUUCACAAAAAGGAUACGGGACGUCAUCCUGUCGCACAGUUGUUUUAUGAUUUGCGUAAGCCACGCAUGAUGCGGGAUUUCGGCAAGAUUUUUCAAAGUUAAAAACCUUUGUCAAAUAGGCAAAGAUUAUGUAAAGGUUUGUCCUCAUUCUUCGGCACUUUUCUUGCCGUUGAGUGACCACGAGGAUCGUAUCUGUGACCCUGCUCUGUUUUUGGACUUCGAACUAUGUUUCUAGAGGGAGCUCCUGCUCCAGAUUCACGUUCUGACGAUUUGAUAAUUGACGGGAAAGGAUUUUUUUCUGUGGCUGUCAAAGAGUUGUCGGUUCCCAAUGCAUUCGUAGAUAUGCACAAUAGUGACGUCUCUGGGGUCUUGGGGGCUGUAUUGUGGUCGUCAUAACUUCUACAGCAACGAAACAAUCUUUUCCGUCAGUUGUUCACUGUUCAUGUAGACAUCGACUGGAAUUGCGUAUUCUCCAGGUAUUUUUUUCACUAAAUAAUCAAUUUGCUUGCUUCAAAGGGGGAAGGCAGAGGAUAGGGAGUGGUCAGUAGUGCUCCCUUUGGCUUCUUUGCAUAUUGUCUCUGGGUGAUUAAGAGUGGCCUGGACGUUCGUGGGCCACCGCUCCGGAAUUUGUAACCUCUGCGUCGGGGGAGUGUUAACCUUGGUACAGCCGCUGUCCAGUUUCUCCAGCUCGUUGACUGCAGACCAUUUUUUUGGCAAAGGCAUUCUGAACCUCACUCCUAUAUCUGAAUCCACUGGGCUUUGAGAAUCAGUCGGUCGUUCAGCAUCUACGUCAGCUUUUCUCAUGCGAACGGUCGGCGUCUAAAGCACGCUUUUUUGCGUUUUUACUGCUGACGAUGUAGGUCGGACGUAGCCUAUGUCUUCUGGUAACGGUGCGCGAAAUAUUGUGAUAUUGUCGUCAAAACGAUCCUAAUGCAAACGUUGUGCGUGGCCGAGGAUUUUAAUCGCGAUAGUCUGGAUGAUAUUCCGCAACCCCUUAACUGUCUUUCGACACGGGCGUGCACUGCUAAGAUAUGCUCUGCUUCCGAGUUGGAGUUCAUGUAGCUACUAGAAUUCGGUAGAUUCCGGCUCUAUCGAGUAAUACAGUAUUUAACCGACUUGAUGUGGACUUGCAGUGGCAUGUGUGGCAGCAGUUUAAGUCUAAUUUCAGAGAUGACGGGACGACAAUUUGUCCAGCAGCUAGCGCCACGAAGCUCCCUAGCCGCGACCGCGUUACGCAAGCUGCCGAAGCAGGAUUUAGUCCGGAAGAUUUCAAUAGUGCGGGCGAGGACGCACGCACAUUGCCUUCCCUCUCAUCGGAAAAAGAGAAACAAGGAUUUGGUCAGGAGGGCCCGCCAAAGAUGAUCAUUGAUGUCGCAGCUGCUAAUUCUAUGCCGGCCGAGCACCGCUGCCCACUCCGCGUAGCCCUUGCUGACCUGAACGGUUUCACAGAUGGAGGCUCCAAUUCUCAAUGAUCUUACCCUUUCGUUCCUGUGUGAUGUUCCCCAGGUCAUCGGAUUGAUUUACAGAUGUUUGAGAGACGUUUUCAACGCAUCCCCUUAGUGUCGUUUUUCUUCCUCAACGAGCAUGCUCAAAGACGCCGCAAUGGAAAUGGCGCAUGGGUAUGCGCUCGCCAUACAUCCUUACGAGGUUGUCACUCAGGUGCAAUUAAAGUCUCAUCGCUACAAUAUGGCCGCUGAGGGUUUUGGCUCACUCAGAGUUUUCUGUGUUCGGAUUCUGCGUUUCAAUCCCAGCUUCAGCAUUCUCAGAAGGCAGCUGAGGUUGAAGUGAUUGAUUUCCCCAUCCGUUUUUUCGUACUGUACAGGUAUCUACUUCAUAAAACAGCACCACCAAGGAGGCAGUUUUAUACAUUUUGCAUCUGGUCUUGAGAAAGAGACGGAGGUCAGCAGCCAACCGCGUACCUAGCUAGCUUUAAAGACCUGGCGCACAGUUUAAACGUCAAUCUUUGUGGUUCUUGAUAUUUUACUGCCUAAAAAAGCGAAUUUGUCCACUGUUUUUUCGGGUCCCGUUGACAGUGACGCAAGAAUCGUUUUAUAAAUUGUCGAAUGACGAAUGGUGCAUUACCACUGUUUGUUCGUUAUUGACGAUCAGCCAAGAGGCAAAUAAAUCGAUGAUCCUGCAUAUAUUCGACUCUAUCGCGGUUUCGGGAGCGUAAUCAUCCGCGAAGGGCAGGUCUUAGACAACAGACAUCGAUAGACGCAUUGGGAUACUUCAUUCAUCCGGCAUUGAGAAGCUGGUCGUUGGUCUUGUAGACGAUGUUGAUCCCAGGAAGCCUAUCACUGUAGGCGUCCAUGCGCAUAACAGUGAACAUGAAACUGAAUAGGGUGAGAGUGGGUGUUCAGUUCUGCUUCACUCCACAGCUAACUGCGAAUUCUUCUAAGACUGUAACAUUGUCCGUAACUCUCGCAUUCAGCCCGUCGUGAAGCUUACGUACCGUGUGCAUGAAUCGCAUCGGUAGUUUUGCGAGCUUAAGAUUAAGCAAAAUUACGGCCUAGCUCAUGAGAGGGCUAAACGUAAGCUAAGCAGCCAAGUAUGCUGGAAUCUACGACAGUUUUAUCCGGUUGGCUUUGGAAUAGGAUAUACCAUACAUACUAUUUCACACUAAGCUUAAUCUAAAUAACGUCACAUAGUACACAACUGUACAUGAACCUCUCCAGAUCUGUUCAAAACUGUACAACUUUUUGAGGAUGGAUAGUUCUAUUUCAAAUCACCUUAUGCUACUAUGGGAUGCAUAUUUGCGACGUGGGUAAGAGGUAGUAGAUGCGGUUCUCACUAUCCAAAAAUGCUUGCGCCCUAGAUUCUUAGUAUAUCAAAAUGUCUCACUUAAGUUAUUUGAGUCAUUAGAUAAACAAAAAACAUAUAUUCAGGAUGAGGGAAUGCAUGUAUAGCUGGGAUUCCAUCCGCCUUCAGCGCUUUCAGUUAGUAACAUUUUCGCGUGUAAUAUUCUUGGCUGACAUGCUUUUCUACGUGCAGGGUCAGUCCCACAGUUAACUUGAGUUUCGGUAUUCAUGCACAGUUUACUGGCAAUAAGCCGUAAAAGUUGGCUGUAUGUAAAUAUUAGAGUAUUCUCACACGUUGGGUGUAAUCCUGCUGUCUAAACACCUCCAGCCCUCACACUCUUCGGCCCAGUUUUAUUUCUGCCCCUUUCAUUACUGCUAUCGCGUCGUGCGCAAAUAUUUGUUGACGACUUAUUUUCGCUCGUUUUCAAUCACAAAUCAUGAGAAUGCUGACAAAUAAGUCAUGCAAAUAUUUGGGCAACAGAAUAAGAACAAACUUUUCAGACCACAAACAAAUGACCUUGCUUUGACCUAAGUGCAGGUCGUGGUCCAUUCAAAAAAGCGUGGAAAAUGGUCAAUACCACGUAUGUCACGACUGUUUGUGGGAUUGUCAAAAUCGUUGAGGUCUUUACCUCACUCAUAGCGUUGAUAUGCUCCUCCAUCCAUGGGCCGUUUGGAUUUCCUGGAUAUUUGAUUUUCGUCGCUGUAUCUUCCCUUUUGGUUGAAGCAGUAUUGUUCGGAAUUUACCUUUUUCAGUUAAAUGAAAAACUCCAAGCCCCUUGGUUCUUUAUCGUAAGUCUUUCAAAUCAUUUAUGUAAAAGAGGAAGUCUUGAGGGUUAAUGUUCAUGGUCUUGUGGAAUUCGCGGACGGACAACGAAUCUAUUUUGUUGCAAUUUAUAUUAGUAUAAAAGUGUAAACAUUCACUUGCUAUAACAAACUAUAGCUUAAGAGAGCAAACCAAAACAACUUUCAGUCGUCCAAAUUGAAAUUUGCGCGCUCCUCAAUAGAUAAAGCGUGUUUUAGCAUAUUUUUAUAGGAACUACACAUUGAGGUGUGUAUCAAACCAAUCAAGGAAUUCUGACCUGAUGCUGCCCCUCAGAAAAUCAUAUUUCGGGAUCUCAUGAUGUCCACACGUCCAUUUAAUGUCUCCUUAACGAAUAUGGCUUUUUCGACAACGAAGGCUUGUUAUAAGUUUUUAAAUAACACUUGCAGCUCCGACCCGCAACUGUUAAGAAGUAGAUGUUGGGUUAAUUAACGAAAACGACCAAAUCGUAAUAGCAAAAUUUUUAAAAUAACAAUCAACUGAAUCUCUUGAAUGACUUUAACUCAACACAGAUUUAAAAUAGAGUAUAAUAAGACUUGGAAUUAAGGAGUGACUGAUGCUAUUCUUUCCUGAUUAUAUCUAACGAGUUACGUCGUCUUAGUGAACAUGGUCGCCAGCGUGCUUUCUUGCAACAGGCACUUUACAUGCAUCCUAAGUGUUAUCGCGCAUAUUUGGCCUCGGGAUAAUAUCACAAAGACUAUAACUGAUUUGGUUUUUAUGUAAUCAUGGUCAAAAAUAAAAAUAAGACAAAAACGAAAACUCCAAAUAACAUUCCCAACGCAUGAUCCAUAAAUUUCCCCACAAAAUCCUUUUCCGCGUUGCGGAACAUCGGUUGCUUUUUCCAAGUUCGUUAGUUUAGUGUCCAGGUCUGCUGCGCUAAAUUUUUCUGAAAAGAAAUCACUUUUGUUUGUCUCUCUAAACAGUUCAUACCUGACAGUAUGAUGUUGCUCUUGUUGGACAUCAUAUUAUUUAGAAUAUCACUAUAAAUAACAGCUCAGGAGACUGAUAAAGGCUGAAUAGAUCUACAAAUAUCAUAGUUUUUCCUUCAGCAAUAUAAGGUUUUAUCCUUCGAUGCUACCCAUUAACUAUAGCGGGGAACUAUAAAAUCCUGAGAACUCAGUCCUUUUUUGAGGCAUGCAAGACAACCUCGCCAUGUGAUUUUACAAUAAACGCGAUAUUUUCGCUUAUGGCCAUUAAUAAAAUGUUAUCCUUGGAAUUGCCUAAUUUAUCAUUUUGAUUUCGACAAAACGUUGUGAUGGUUAGAGGGGCCAGAAAAUGUUUUUACUUGGAUUAGUAAUUGUUUGACGUCCUGCUUACUACCCAGCUUGCGAAGUUUUCGACAGUUGUUUGCUUUGCUACAGAUAUAAUCUUUUUAGUUCUGUAUCACAACUGUGAGCUGUGGUCAAACUGACAUAAUUACGCGUUCUUAUUUAUUUUUGGACAGUAACGUUUUUUAGCCCAUGGCAAAUUUAGUUUUAGAUUUUUGAGACGCGCAAACUAUCCUUACUAUCUAGUGUACGACUUAUAAGUCUCACUAACCGAAUGAAGUAGUUAGUACGGCAUAUUUAUUUAGGAGAGAACUGAUUUUUAAAAUGUUACAGCCGUAAAUUUGUUUAAUUAUUGACUUAUGCGUGGUAGACCAUCACAACUCGCAAACUAAUCAGUGAUUUCUGUCAUAAAUUAUUUCAUUGUUACAGACCAAGUCAACCUCAGUUUGCUGUCCCUUUUUAAAUUCAAUCGAUGUAUAUCUUUUUUGGCACGGUUCAUUUAUUUUGUGUCGUUUUCUCUUUUAUAACCUUCGUGCUACGACCCUAUUCUUACAGCCAACCGACAGCGGAGUUCAUACUUCAAGAGCCAUCUCAGCGAAAUUCAUAUAUCGGAAAGAUUUUUCUGCUCCUUUUUUCUUUAGGACCUCACUAUUUCGGGCAUACUUGGAGCGCUGAACAUCAUUGCCUUCAGCGUUUCUGCGGUCUUUGGAAUUGUAGCGGCUUUUGGUGCAGCUGCGGUAACGUACCAAGUUUAUUUUUGCGUAAUAUGCUGUCAUUAGAAGUGAAAAAAAGCAGAUAUUCUCCUUUCGUUUCUUAGUGUUCAAGUGAAAUUUCACUCGGUCUUGCGAAAUGUUGGCCAAAAUUCUGAACUGCGAUUCCGAUUAAGUGGGCUUACUUAAGCGGGAUUAUAAUAAUUAAUUGUCACAUGGCAUAAUCCCAUAACAUUCCGGGCUUUCAAGAAUUUUGAUUUUUGGAUGCACUUCUUUGUCAUCUCCUGUAGAAAAUGCACUCGGUAAAAGAAUAAAUGCUUGACUAGUAUGCAUUUUUCACAUUGAUUUUUGGUGGCUUUAUAAAUUCGAAUAUAUUUUAGCAAAAAUAUACACACAUAGUAUGUUUUUGUUACGCAUUUCGCAGAAGAUCACGUCGGCUUUACAUCUUACCCUCGAAAAAGACGUACUUAGGUCUUAUAAAAGCUUUCCAAUUCCCAAAUAAUUUUGUGACAGAUCAGCCGUUACACCAGCGUUUAGCGAUUUCAGUCUACAAAAAGCAUACUUUCCGCUUAAGGAAAAUCACAAAUACUGUGAAUGCGAUGAAUGCAAACUAUGUCGUAUACUUCGUGAGGAGCAUUCGUAAAAGGACAAUUAGGAUGCUGUACGCGUGGACAUUGCAAGUGGAAACUUUUAACACCAAAAAGCACCAUUUCUUCGGAUAAAAAAUUUGAACACAACGUUUUUUGAAACCAAAUGCCUAAACAAAAGCACAUUUUGUACCUGCUUUUUAUAAAAUAUAUUCGAAUUUAAAAGCCAUCAAAAAUCAAUGCGAAAAAUGCAUGCUAGAUAAGUAUUCAGCUUUUACCAAGUUCAGUUUCUACAGGAGGUUACAAAAAUGCAUUCAAAAGCCAACAUUCUGACGAAUCUAAAAUGUUAUGGAAUUAUGUCGCGUGACAAUCAAUAUUACAACCCCACCUAAGUAACCCCUUCUAAUCGGAAAGGCAUUUCAGAAUUUCGGCUAACAUUUCUUGAGGUCGGUUACUCACUGUACAUUAUGUGGUGCAUCUCUUAAAGUGUUCACCGACGUUUUGAAAUGUAUUUAUCAUUAAAAAGGCUCUAAUACCGACUAUCUUGCGGCAUAGUUUAAGUAUAUUUUAGUCCCCCGGAUGCUGUCUUUUAAAUGCACUUCCUUUUGGCCGUGCACAAAACUUACGUUUUGCAAACAGUGUUGACUUAAUUGGAAUGGUUUUUUCCCUGACACAGCAGAGCGGAGGGGCGACAAAAUGCGUGCAUAUUGACACAGUACUGUUUCGGACUUAUUCUAUCUUCAUUCAUACAAUCAUAGUCCUAAUUACCCGAAAAACAAACAUGCUUUUGUCCCUCCCCUCUGCUAUUAUUAAUUGGUCAGCUUCGGAGGAGGGGUAUCUUCCGAUUCAAAGGGUUUUCUGAAUCCCAUGUAACUUUUUACUCAACUUGCCGCUACACUUGCGUUUAGGGCCUCCAUACCAUAACCUGUCUAUUUCCCAUGUGAGGAAUAUCAUACUUUCCACUGUGUAGUUAGGGAAGUAUCGCAAAUGACUGAUAAAUUUUACAAUGAAUAUGGCAAACACACAGAUACGCUGCUAUUCAAAUGGAUAUUUUACGCUCUCAAAACCGCUCUUAGUUACGAACUUUUUGAACUGAAAGUUGCUGUUUCUUCGAGUAAAAAAUGCAAAGCGUAAUUCAUUACGAAGUGUGUAGAAGGAAGAAUAUGUUCGUGCAUAUUUUCUAUAAAAUAUGUGUAAAUUUUUAAGAGCAUCAAAAUCAAUAGAAAACGUUCGUAAUAAAUAAUCCUAGCAGAAUUUACUAUUCAGAUUUUUGGCAAACAUUUCAUGCUUUUAGAUCUCUGUUGACUGUAGUCCUCCAUUUUGAUCUUGACUCCAACAACGACUGCUGUCGCCUGGAGCAGCCAAUUGGGGUGCGGUAUAAAAUGAAUCCUCUAUUUUAGUGUCUGCUAUCCGAGAUUUUAACUUCCAGUUAUGGAAAACAGAAGUAUAGAAAAUGUAAAACUGCACGAAUUUUCUUGUUUUUGAUCUUUCAUGUGGCAGGGCUGACACGGUACAAGUAUCCGGUCGUAACCGUUUUAGAAAUAGAAAAAACGCACUUUUACGUAACUGGAGCAGGCAAGCAGGGCAGGAUUGAAUGGUGCCACAAACUGGCACAGUGGCUAGUCAAGGAAUUAGAGGCAGUCCGACGACGGUUUUCCACUUACACGCUAAAGAAAACAGUUUUUAUUUUAUUGAAAAAAUCAGAAAUCAAAACAUUUCGGGCAAAUACAUGAUGUUUCUGGAUGUAGAAUCACUCUUCACUAAGGUACCACUGGAUGAAACAAUAGACAUAAUGUGAACCCAUGCAUUUACAACUCGUCUGCCACCUGAAACACUACGAGACGCAUUAAAAUUGUGCACAAUGAACGUUCAAUUUUUUUAACAGCCAGUUAUAUAGACAAAUUGACGGAGUGUCAAUGGAGAGUCCCCUCGGUCCGACAUUCGCUAACAUCUUUAUGGGUAAUCUAGAAGAAAAGGUGUCUGAGAAAUUGAACAUGCUGCCACUCUACAAAAGAUACGUGGAUAAUGUUUUCGCUAUUGUUUAAGGCAUUAAGGAGGCUAAAGAAUUGCUUUCCAUCAUAAAUAAGCUACACCCAAGUAUCCAACUUACACCAGAGAAAUAACGAGACAAUCAACAAUCUUUCCUGGACGUUCUUAUGCUUUGACAGGAAGAUGGUUAUAUAAGACAUUCGGCUUUCCACAGGAAUACUUGGAAGGUGUAUUCCUUGCAUUUUUUGAGUUUUGUACCCAGAAAAUGGAAGUGGAACUUGGUAUACACUCUUUUCCAAAGGCCUAGGAACAUUUGCCCCAAUGACACACUGGAUACAGAACUUUUACCCCUCAGAGAUGCUCUUCUUAAACGUGGAUAUUCUGCACGUGUCAUCCGAAAGUACAGCAACUCUACACGGUCAAAACCGACAGAACACACACACACAAACGGUUGCAGUGUUGGGCUCGUGAAGAUUCGUGCAGCCCGAUUAACGCGUGCUGUGAGCAAGUCAGAGCAUCUGCAGCGCCAUCCUUUUGGAGGGCGAGAGGGCAUAACUUUAUUGUGCUGUUAUUUUGAGCGCUUCUGGUUUGCCAAGAGUAUUUUAAUUUGGGAAGCCUUAGGGCGUUUCGUCGUGACGACAUAAAAAACACGAGUGUCUACAGGCGACCUGUAUGCCCCUCAAAAAAGUAGAAAAUACAUGAAAAAUAACGAUAGUCCUCAUGCUGAGAAAGCACAAAUUUUCUACGAAAUGGAUACAGAAAAUGCACUCCUUCGAGAAAUAAUAGAAAAGCCAUAUAAACAGCAAUUUGGGCCAUGGAGAAUUGUAAUGACCGACUGGGAAAGUUCUGAACUGAAAGCCAGCAUUCCACAGUGAGUGGAAUGACUUGAGUCUGACCUUUACUUUUAGGGAGUUAGGCUUUAUUUGUUUGACUUACAUGUGUGCCGGUCAUACACUUUCAUUCCAGUCUCUCUUGAUUUUUCAUUACUGCUUCCGUAUCUAGGAUCUAAUACUAUGGUUCAUGCGUUUCUGCGCCUACCGCUUGUUAAUUUAGAAGGUCUAACUGACCGACGUUUUUCCUUUCUUCUAUCUCGCCGGCAGUUCUUCUUUGCUGUGAUGCUCAUAGCUCUACUGGUCGACGCUUUCUUCCUCUAUCGUGCCUACCGCGGCACCACUAGCCAGCCCAGUUUCGCUGGUCCCCCCAAGAAGGGACCCAGCUACGUCAGUGAAAACCAGCCAGUCUCCACAAGCAAUCCGCCCAACGGAAUCCCAGACUAUACAGCCGAGCAGCCGAAGGUUGACCCAUAGAGUAAGUGGAGCUCCUCAAUUUUGCCAUGCGUUUUCCCACAGUCGCGGAAGCACUAUUGCAUCAUGAUUUCAUCAGAGAGUCUCGGGUUUUAGAUUGCGCUUUUCUUUCAAGACCCUCCUUGAGACCUGCAUGCAUGCACCUUACCUGAACCGCCCGCGCAUCACCUGUAUUCACCAGUCGCCCCUCUGUGUGCAUGCCGUUUUCCAGAGUCAAGAAGUGACAUGCGGGCACUUGAAAAUGGGGUCAAGCCGGAGGAUGAUGGUAGAUGCCACUGUCUACGCACAGGCCACAAGAAGUUUGAAACCAAGCCCUUAGUGAUAGGUUGGCAAAUAAGACAACGACUCACUGACAUUUUGGACUAGACAACAACUUCACAACUAGACAUGUGCGUAAGAAGAAACUCAGACCUUGGUGAAGCACUUUCUGUUGUAAGUGGACUUUAAAUUUCAUCAUAACUUGUACGUCUGCGGUAAAAUCGCCAGUCAUUCACACUCUGAAUCUGAGAUUUAGCGGCUAAUUAUGCAUGACACACAGGCCAUCGACAACUUUAAAAUAAGCCUUUUUGGAAUGGUAAGUCAGACGUUCGUUUUCUAACCCAACGAAGUUGACAGGACAUACACGCUUUAAUAAUAAUAAGGCUCAUAUUUGGAGGAGUUGGGGACGUACUUUAGAAAGUACGAUUAGGCCAGUGAAAAACACCCAAAUCCGGUGCCAGCAAAAGUUAAAAUGAUAAGAGAGGCUGGCGACAGUUACUCAGUUAUUAGCGCCUGCGUAAACAGACACCAACUGAGCCAGGAGUAGCUACUUGAAGCUAAGAUAAGAAAAAAAACAUGGUCAAAUCCCUCCGUGAUCUGUUUUCAACCUAUGCAGUUCGAUAUCGCGUGACUGGAUGAAAGUGGCAAGAAUGACUGUUGCGACUCGCUUACCAAUGAAAUGAAUCCAACAACAGUGCACCCUUCGUCCUGCAAGACAUAACCUAUUUAUCCACCACUUGUCGCCAUCUUUACACGCGGAAGAUCCAGUAUUCACUAGCGUAUCCUAAGGGAACCAGGACAUUUUGGUCGCAAUUAGCCCGAUCGUCAUUUGCCCAAGUGGAUAUUCUACCGUAGUUUCUGUUAUCCAAUAAGGUUUUAGGAACCAAUUUUGCCUUAAAGUGCAGAGACGAAGGAAUGUGCGGGUGUCUAUCCUCACCACCCUUUCCACAGAGGUACCAGAUACGCGUCCAGACAACUGUUUCACCGAACUUUGUAGUUGCUCAACGCAACUACGAGGGCUAGGUCCCCAGUGGAUACUUCACUAAUUCAUUCGACUUCGAGUACUAUUCCACGUAUCAAUCGUAAAUUUAUUACGCCGGACUUUCGCCACGUCAACCCCACCCCAUUCUCGCAACGGCCAUAUUCCAGUGGUAGGACAAUGCCAAUGUGACCGAAGAUUGACGUAUACUCUGUGGUUGGCAAGCUUAAAUAAUAAAUAUCGACGUGUUAUACCCCUGUUGGUACCUAUUCCACGCGAACCAGACUUCAGGGAUAGGGGUCCCUGACCUCACGUAAAGAGAAUUAACGGAUAAUAGUUAAAAAUCCACAAACCUGCCGCUCAAAUGUUCUAUGACUGCGCGAAGCACAGCGGCUUCAUCCUGUUCCCCAGUAUUUUCGUUUAUCGUACCAGUUAUGCAAGAGCCUGUGUACGCGCCUUUUGAGCCGUCCUCUUUGGCAGUUAUCGUUUCAUUCUUUGCCGUGCUUUUAUGGUAGUUGAGAUGUUAAUGACUAAGCCAAUACAUCACGAAGCCGCACUGUCUGGCUUUCUUGUCAAGAGCCCAACCUUAGGUCGGAUAGGCCUGAAACCCCAAAUGACGUCCUUUUGCCACUGGACGUUUGAGUCAAACGUUCUGCAUAUUUAGCCAAGGGCUGAGAUCAUCGGGAUCAUGAUUAUUCAGUCACCUGGGAGUAGUGUUCGCCAUGCUCUCCGAGUCAUUGGACUGAAUACGAGCGAUCUUGUGUUGCUUUGGAAGACAGGUCUAUGAUUCCUACAGACGAUUCUAUGACGCCCGUAUCCUAUCCUGUAAUCAGUGUGUAACUAGGGCUUUAUAAUAUCUCAUAACAAUGUCCACGCUAUAUGCAUUUUGGUAAAUUUUAAAUAAUUCAUUUUGACCCAACUGUAAUAAAGUCGACGCCUAGGUGGGAUUCGAACCAACGAAAGCAAGGGGAGGCCUUAGUAAAGCCACGCUCUAGUCAUCGGAGCUACGAGGCCCCACCGGGAGACGAGAGUUAAACCACAUUUGGAUCAAGUUACCCGCUAAACCUGUUGCAGCGUCUGGAAUCCACCAAAUCUGAAACAGUAAGCUGACUGUCCGAGCAGGAUUUCCCCUUGCUAUUGUGGGUUCGAAUCCCACCAAGGCGCCGAGUUUUUUCACAACUGGAUCGAAAUGGAAUUUUGAAUUGUUUACUUCGUUACCUACCUUUUUCAGGAGUAUUCUUUUUUGUAUUCUUUUUGUGACGUUUACCACCAACGAAUGUGCAGUCGACGCAGUAAAACACUCACGUUACAGUUCAGAGAGAGCCAUCUGACUCACCUUUCAUCGGAGAUAUUUGUGCGAUAUUACUUAUACUGAUCUUAUCAGCCUAUCAGAAAGCCUUCUCUAGUUCGUUUUCUUUCCCAUGGAGGUUUCUACAAAGUAUUCAGAAUGGUCGGAAGUGGGGUGGGUGUCGCUCAAAGCUGGGAACGAAAGGAUGCCGUUCAAGGAAUGAAGGGUUAAAACGAGGGUUUCGGUUCUCCCUUUGGAGGCCGACGUUUGCGACUAAAGUCAGGUCUAUACGUUGUUCUGGGAUACAGGUUGAGUAAGUCUGUUUGAUAGCAUUUCAGACACUUGAACAUCCAGAAAGGGGAUUUCUCCGCCCUUUUCUUCCUCCAUUGUGAAUUGCAUUUUGGGGAAAAUUGAGUUCGAUUUCCUUUUGCAAGCCUCUUUUGCGUCUCGACGUAGGAUGACAAAGGUGUCAUCCACGUAGCGCAUCCAGGAUUUUGGCAUGUAGGACUGAAAGACCCGUGUUUCUAGUUCUUGCAGAACCGCCUCCGCUAGGUAACCGGAGAUCGGUGAUCCCAUGGGGGUUCCCUGGAUUUGCUCGUACACGUGACCAUUGAACGUGAAAUACCUGCCCAAACAGUAGUCCAGUAGCUCCAUUAUGUGCUUCCUUUUCAGAGGUCUUUCCUCUUCAUCGUAUCUCCUCUCCAGUAGGUCACUUAUGACCUUCGUGUCCAAUUCUUUAGGGAUGGAGCCAAAAAGAGAGACAACUUCGAAGGACACCAUUAUUUUGCCGGGAGAUAUUGUGACGCCUCGGAGUCUUUCCAGGAAGUGUGUUGAGGAUACAGCUGUGUGUUCUGAGCCCUCCAUCAGCUUCUUCAGAUGUUUAGAAAGCCAUUUAGCUAGAUCCUCGGUAGGUGUGUCUUUCAGUACCAUAUGUCAUCUGCUAUGAUGGAAUAUAGUCCAAUGCAACGAAUCACCCUCUAAGCCUGCACCUAGGCUGUUUACAUUCUCACCCGCUGGCAGGCCGUUCUUGGUAGUUUGGAGUGGCUAUUUUGGAUAGACGGCGAUGAGGCUUACAGCGCGCACUACUACAUUUGACAUGAACUUGCGCUAAAAGGAAGUUUUCCGGCAUCAAGAUAUUAUUCCACACUUAAUUUCGAGACCAGGGUAUACCUUUUUCAGGGAGUUUAUUAAGUAUGCCUAGUCAGUUUUAGACGGUUCAGUUUUCUUAUUUCGGAACGUAAGAAGGUUUAUGUGUCAUGCUGUACUCGACCGGCCACAUACUUUCCUCGUUGUAAACUUAAAAACUGUUUUAUCUCUGAGUAAUUUUUAUCUGAUCAUUAUUGUUUAACAAUUAUUUCGUUUAUCUUUUUAGGGCGUAUACAUUAUUGGGGCCGGUGUCAAAGGACACACGACAUUUUAUCAACACAUUAAGUGUCUCCAGCACUCUCAGGGCACGUUAAACUUGUUCUUUUAUCGUGUGCAUCUUCCCCUCAUUUACUCUUGUUUGUGA